GGACCUGAUUGUCCGGACUGAAGUGGUCUGGAUCGCAGCCAUCUGUGCUCUAGUGGUCAUUAAAGAACAGGGAUGAACCCUGAACUGGAGGCGGUGGACAUCAUCGGCCAAUAGGAGCCAUCAUUUGCUAAAAACAAGAUAGUACAUUUUAAAUUAGGCUACAUUCCUUUCUUUGUACAUUCAUGCCAAAUUUCUGGAAUUCCCUUUGUUCCAAAUAUCGCAUGACUUAUUUUGAAAAUCCCUACCGGAAGUGACUGAGUGUUUCACAGUAAACUUGACGGUUGCGCACACAGCUGCGGAGGGGCUGACAUCUCUGCACGUCCAGCUCUGUGUUUAGACACCGACGUGGAUACACCACCUCACCGGCUCUGGCUUUAAAUAUUUCAUUUCAGCGCUUUUUGAUUUUUGAUUUUUUUUUUUUAAACCCCACCUUCAUGGAAUUUGAAAAAAAAAAAAAAACGGGAUGAAAACGUCUGAAGUGGAGUUUAAAUGAAGUCUUUCUGUUUUUCUUCCACCGGAGGAGAAUUUAAAGAUGAAAAGUUUGCUCCUUGUCAUGCUGUGUUUCUCCACCUGUCCGCUCAUGGUGGCCGGACGACACCCGACCUGUAACUUCAUGUUGGAGGUGGAGAGAGACCAGGUGGAGUGUCUGCGGAGGCUGAAGGAGGAGGAGGAGUCAGCGGGCAGUAAUACAGGGUCGGGAUGUAAAGGCGAGUGGGACAACAUUGCAUGCUGGGAGAGAGCUGAGUCCGGAGAGACUAUCACCAUCCCGUGUCCCCGAGUUCUCAGGACAGUUUUUGGCAGAAAUGGUAACAUUAGCAGGAACUGCUCGUCAGGGGAAUGGUCGGAUGUUUUCCCGAACAUCUCCAACGUGUGUGGGUCAGACACCAGUAAGGACAAGCUGGUCUUCUAUGUGGUCGUGCAGACGCUGUACACUCUGGGUCACAGUCUGUCGCUGAUCGCUUUAACCACAGGGAGUGCCAUCCUCUGUCUAUUCAGAAAGCUCCACUGCACCAGGAACUACAUCCACCUCAACCUCUUCUUCUCCUUCAUCCUGAGAGCCGUGGCGGUGUUGGUGAAAGACGACAUCCUCUUCAACAGGAACUCGCAGUGCUCCAACCAGCCGUCUCUGGUUGGAUGUAGAGCCAGCCUGGUGUUUUUCCAGUACUUCAUCAUGGCCAACUUCUUCUGGCUGCUGGUGGAGGGCCUUUACCUCCACACUCUGCUCGUCGUCAUCUUCUCCGAGAACAGACGCUUUAUCAUCUACAUGUUCAUCGGCUGGGGAAUCCCAACGGUGUUCGUCUUUGCAUGGGUGAUGACGAGGGUCUACUUGGAAGACACUGGAUGCUGGGAAAGAAAUGACAACCCUAUACCCAACUGGGUAAUCAAUGGACCAAUUGGAUUCUCUAUUAUGGUGAACUUCAUUCUGUUCAUCAGCAUCAUCCGCAUCUUGGUUCAGAAGCUGAGGUGUCCAGACGUGGGUGGAAAUGACCAAUCGCAAUACAGGAGGUUGGCCAAAUCCACUCUCCUGCUCAUCCCUCUCUUUGGGAUCCAUUAUGUGGUAUUCGUGUCUCUCAGUGAAUCCAUUGCAGAAGAUUACAAAAUAUUCUUUGACCUGGCCCUCGGAUCCUUUCAGGGUCUGGUCUUGGCCAUUCUGUACUGUUUCCUCAACAGUGAGGUUCAAGGUGAGCUGAAAAGGAAGUGGCGGAGUAUUUGUCUGAACUGUCGUCUGAGCAGAGCGCACCACCUGAACAGCACCCUCACCUCCAGGAAUGGUUCGGAGCACAUGGUGCACUUUCACAGGAACUCCAGAACUCAGUCCAUCCUACAGUCAGAGACGACGGUGCUGUGAGGGGAAAAAAAUAGUCCACCUGGGUUGAACAAUUUACAAAGUAAAUGUGAAUGUGAAGUCACGAUCCACAUGGUCGGGAGCUGCACAUUACUUCAGAGCAGAUUUUGGUUUUAGCUUUACAAAUCUCUGCAAGCCUUCAAAUGGACCUUAAGUGGACCUUCGGCCUGUCUCGGCCAUCCCAUGACUGUGUUUUUGUUUGAUGCAAACAAGGAACCAUUUUCAUUUUUAUAUGCCAUGACCAGAUGUACAGUUACGUUUAUUGAUUUGACAGGACCUGUGCUCAUGUGUUUGGCAAGAAAUAUACCUCCAUUAUGUUACAUAUUUGAUAUACACCUGUUAAAUAUAAUUAUAUAUAUGUGUGUGUGUAUAUAGGAGUGCUAUUCUCCUAAUCAUGGUUAGUAUCACAGUAGCAGCCAUGUCAGGGUCAUUAUAUUAUGACCGUGUGGUUGCUGCAAUUAAAAAAACUUAAGGGAGAAAAAAUGUAUUUGAUAAAGCCUGGCACUGUUUUUGUUUGCAAGUUUAUUUAGCCGUUAAGACAUAUACACUCCUGAAAAUAUCUAGACAAUUUCAGGGGGACUGCUCUUGAUAUUCUCCUGACCUGGCUGUUCACAUACGCUCCUCAAAGCGGGAGACUAUCACUGUCAGAUGGGGUUUUGAAAUUUGAUUUGAUACAACUUCAGACCUUGAGCUGUGCUGGAAAUUAUUCAUUUAUGGUGUUAUAUGCAAUAGUACUAUACAGUGUUGGGUAUGUUUCAAAUUGGUUUAUGUUGUGAAAAAAAGAAGCUUAAAGUCAACAGUCUGUGAUCUACAUUUUUAUUUGCACCAGCUGAGGCGAAGAAGAGUUAAAGGAGAGGGGCCCAGUGUAUACAGAAACCUAAAAGAUAAUUACUUUAUUAUGAAAGGAACUAAUGUUGGAUUUUGUUCAUGCAGCAAGUGUCACGCUUUUGCCUGUUUGCAUUGAUUUUUGUGUUCUUGAUUCUAAAGUGAAUUUUGUCAAGAGAUGACAAGAAAAAAGUAAAAGCUUGCUUAGUGCAACGUGACCUAUAUGUCUUUUACAUGUCGUUUUUCACUGUCGCAACAAGACAAAAAAAAUCUGGUGACACUUGAC
Labrus mixtus (cuckoo wrasse) is the source of this 2957-nucleotide messenger RNA. RefSeq names its product vasoactive intestinal peptide receptor 2 (gene vipr2). Gene Ontology annotation, molecular function: vasoactive intestinal polypeptide receptor activity; peptide hormone binding; G protein-coupled peptide receptor activity. Gene Ontology annotation, biological process: cell surface receptor signaling pathway; adenylate cyclase-modulating G protein-coupled receptor signaling pathway. Lineage: Eukaryota; Metazoa; Chordata; Actinopteri; Labriformes; Labridae. The record is from RefSeq and is a predicted model, not a curated record. The coding region runs from base 533 to 1849 and encodes 438 amino acids. The transcript has 13 exons. Gene Ontology annotation, cellular component: plasma membrane.